This is a messenger RNA of Chiloscyllium plagiosum (whitespotted bambooshark), 3560 nucleotides long. Its product is annotated as SPRY domain-containing SOCS box protein 3. NCBI's taxonomy places the organism in Eukaryota, Metazoa, Chordata, Chondrichthyes, Orectolobiformes, Hemiscylliidae. Gene Ontology annotation, cellular component: SCF ubiquitin ligase complex. The record is from RefSeq and is a predicted model, not a curated record. Gene Ontology annotation, biological process: proteasome-mediated ubiquitin-dependent protein catabolic process. Gene Ontology annotation, molecular function: protein binding.
UUUGAAGAAACGCAGAAGAUAAACCCUGGACAGACCUGUGAAACAGCGGAGUAAAGUUAGCACAAACUCUGCCUGCCAGCAGCCAGAAAUACUCGGAGCAAAUCAAACGGAAAAUAACCCACCCUUAAUAUACUGAACCAAUGAGCUGAGCGAGACAGGAGGGCGUUCCCCUACUGGUUGGGAAUGUUAUCUCCAAUACCCCUGAAUGGAAAGAUCCCACAGGAGUUCGAUUCCAAACAGGUGCAACGUGUGCCCACUGACCGGAGACUGUUUCAAUUCUCACGGGGAACGUGUUCCGGAUAAAUAUGACUUCGGGGGGUCGGUUCGUCUCUCAGCUAAUGACAGUGGGAACUGUCCCUGGGAACUGUUCCCAGCCGCGUGUUUACAACUUCAGUUCCACUUUGUGGUAAACAGGACUGCAGAGAGCGAGGGGAGCGAAGGGAUUAUGUCUCAAGAUAGACAAUGGAAUAUCAUUGUCCACCUCAGUCCUUCUCAGAUAACUUUGUUGUGGAAUGUUGGGAGUGGGAUGUUAAUGCGAAGUCACCAGCAGUACAACUUUCUCCAUGUCGGAGAGCAGUUUACUUUCAUAUUGAUCCCGUCCUGCAAAGUGAAGGUACAGCCGGAGUUAGAGGAACAAAAGGCUUCAUCCAUGGAGAACAUUAUUGGGAGGUUAAGUUUCUUGAACCUCCAUAUGGUACCUCUGUGAUGGUGGGUGCUGGAACAAGACAUGCACAUCUUCAUCUUGGCAAUUACACAUUUAUAAACAUGCUCGGGAUGGAUUCUGAAAGCUGGGGCUUAUCCCACAAAGGUAUAACCUGGCAUGAUGGCCACAGCAGACAGUAUACGGAACCAUUUUAUGAGAAAGCCACAAUCAUAGGAGUUGACUUAAAUCUGUAUGAUGGUACUAUGACCUUUUAUAAGAAUGGAUGCAAUUUGGGAGUUGCAUUCACAGGCCUCAAUAAGGUUGGGGCACCCCUGUAUCCCAUUGUCACUUCCACAACUGCAGAAACAGAACUUCAGCUUGGGAUGAGAAGCUGUCGGUUCAUGUCACUACAGGAGCAGUGUCUAUACACAGUCAUCCAGCAUCUAAUAGAUAAAGUUCACAUUGACACACUGCCUCUCCCUGCCUACAUCAGAGGACAACUUAAAGAACUUUUAAAGUAAUCACUGAAGUGGGAUGUAAUCAUUUUGGGAAGAUUGAAAAUAAUUUCAAGAAGACUAUUUAAUGUUUUCCAUGGAUCUGAAUAUUUCUGAAUCAGGAAACAAAAUUAUGUAUUGCCUCAACAAUUGUGGAAUUGACCAAUACACAUUUUAAAAAAAAAAUCAAGAUAUUUUUCUUCGUACUUGUGUUUGGAUUUGGAGAGUGUCUUUGUGUAAAAAGAAGAUGCAAAGCAGAUGUUGCUGUUGUAUUAAUAGCAAUAUCGCUGGUGUUUACAUUCAUUAACCUGAGGUAGCAAUUCCUGGUGUCUGCACACACACUAUUAAAAGCUGUAAGUGAUUUAUUGCUCUUCCACAGAAUGUGUCUUUGAAGUCCUGGCAGACAGCAAUCAUUCAAAAUCACUGAAACUGAUAAGGACUUCCUCUUUCAUGCUAUGAUAUUAUUAACUCCCCACCAAGUUAUAUCUUAGAAAGGAAAUUUUACUUAAUUUUUUUAAUGGCAUCAUAAGUCAUAACUAAUCAUUGAACAACCUCUCUGGCCUAGGAAAAUAAAUUUUAUAAUGGCAUAAUGUCAAAUGGUUCAUUAUGAUAAAAAUUCCAUUGCUUUCUGAUAUAAUAUUUUAAAAACUUUUGUUCGACAUUUCAGCUUCUAAUGUGUACAUCCCUAUCUUUAUUUCACUUGCUGUAAAUUUUAUUAAAAGAAUAGGAUAAUCAGAGCUCAUCACUUUCAACUUGGUUAUUGGUAAGAAUUCUUCAGUGUGAUUGACUGCUUACGCUGCCUGCUGACAUCAGCGUUGCUGGAUGCCUGAAGAACUCUUCAAAUUGACACUGAUUGUUCGAUCUUUGUGUAUAAAUUCCAGGUCAACGAGUGCUAUCACUUUUCAGCUGACUAGAAAUUCAGGGCCGACAUGAUAAAUUAUGAUGAAUGGACCUGAGUGUGGUGAUGUUUUCAAGUCAAAACAAAACAAAGAAAACUGAGAAGUUUACAAUUUGCAUUGUCAGUCUAACAACUAAUUAGUAUUUAACAACCAUCUCUGGAGGGCAAUGCGAUACAUUGAAAUACUAAGUUCAAAGUAAUAUUAAAGGUUUCAAGCACUGGAAUGGAAGGAUUUAAGUGAAGUUAGAAUCUGCAACCGGAAAUCAAUCUAAUUUGAGCAUUAUCCAAGAUACCACAGAAAUUUUAAUUGAAGGAGUAAACUUAGUUGGGGUCAGUUUUUAAGGUUAUGAUGUAACAUUGUACAGUUUAUGUAUAUACUUUUCCAGUAUCUGUAAUAAAAUUAAAUAUAAUCACUCUUGGAAUUCUUAAUUUUAAAUUAGUCUCGAUGUCAUAAUUUAACAUCAUAAAAACAUGGGAAUGCUCAAUUCUGUCAGUUUAUUUUGCAUAACCUGAAUGGAACACAAACACUUGUUAGUCUUAGCAAGCACAACACUUGAAAUUAUGGGUAAGUUCAGACUAUUUCUUAAUUAACUCUGGUGAUCACUUUUGUCUGCUACUUGUUUCAUUCUCAGAAUCACAUAUUUUCCACCCGUAAUGUUUAAAAGAGUAUAAAGACACAAAAGUUAAUAUCAAUUAAUGCUUAGUUUUAAGAAAAAGUGUGUAUGUUUGUAUUGUGUAAGAGUUAUGCAGCAUUCAUGUGACGGUAACAGAAGCUAAAAAAUAUGGAAUCACUUUACCAAUGUAAUUUCAAAAUUAUAUCCACUUUGCCUGAUGUGAAGGGUUUUGAAUUUGCAUGUCCAAAUUUGAUUUCAGAUUUUCAGCAGCUGCAAUCUUUUGCAUUUUUAUUUGUGAAGAGUUAGAUAUCUGCAUUUGAGGCAGUCUGUGCCCUACAGAGAAAUCUUUGUUGCAUGGAAAAAUGAUAAAUAACUUGAUUGCAAGCAAAAUGUUUCUUCAUUACUGAAGAAUUUCCAUUUUUUCUUGUGGUUUUCAGUGCACUUGCUAUCAGAAAUUAGUGCAGCAAUUUUGCAAAACACAAAGUGAAUGGAGUUGGACUGAAAGGAAAGUUUAUAGGACAGUAAAGCUAAACAAAGUGGAAGAGGCAAAGAUUAAAUGAAUUGGAAUUCCACUGUCUUAUUAGAUUGAGCUGCAACCUUUCACUAAACAAUGUGCGGGUCUUAUAUGAAAACUGAUAUACAGUGUUCUCUCAUCUUCUUAAAACAUACCAUUAUUUAGGUAUCCUUGUAUAUACAAAUACAGAACAACCUCAAUUAUCCGAAUGAGAUGGGCGGGGAGUAUCUUGUUUGGAUAACUGAUUAUUUGGAUAACUGAUCUGAUCGUAAACAAAGGAAGCCAUACUGAACAUGAUUAUGCAAACAAGCAUUUUUACAGAGUUUUUAUUUCAUUUAAUCGAUAAAAUAUGUACAAACGCUGGAUAUUGCUUAAAAAUUCAUGAUAUUUUACAAAU